UAAUCGAAGGCGGAUCUUUGUGAUCCCUGCAGACCACAACGUGUACCGGUGUACCUUAGCUCGUUCCCAGCAUCCGAGGUUGGGAUGAAUCUUCUGUCGAUAUAACUUUUAAUAAAGAAAUUAAAAAAUAUUAUCAGAUAAAAGGUGCUAAGUAGCAGUUCGAAUAUUGACGAGGCUGAAUGUUUGAACCGCAGAAGAAUACUUGCAGAGGGUAAACAAGUCUGGCAGUGCUCAAAACUAACCUCAACAUGUUUUAAUGAUAUUUUUUACAAGUUGUUUACAAAACUCAAUCAAAAUGCCUUCCACUUGCGGAGAUACUACUGAAACUACUGGUCAAGCGGUAGAAGGUGUAUCUGGAACUGACAGCGUUGGGACACACAGUGAUCUUUCCGGAAACACUACAAUAUUAACCAGACCUAAGAUGGACAUAGUAUGCCUCUUGGAUACGCAACAACCGGAACAUUUGAAUCAAAGAAAAAAAGCAUUAGAACAUGUUAAACAAGCAUGCAAUUUAGUUAAUGCCAGAUUACAUCACAUACAGUUUGAAAAGUUGGACUUUGGAGAAACAAAUGUACUGGAUACAUUUUAUAAUGCAGAUGUAGCCGUAGUCGAUCUGAGCAUACAGUUGCAGCAAUCAUCCCUGUUUUACCACUUAGGAGUGCGAGAAAGUUUUGGGAUGAAAGACAAUAUUCUCUUAGUUAAUGAUGUCGAUUCAGAAGCAACUAUCCGAUUAAAGUUAUCUUGUGGUAGUUAUACCUUUUUGCCUUACAAGUUUGUGGAUUGCGAUACUAGUCUGUCUAUAUCUACUUCCCCUAAAAUUGGAGGUGAAGAAAUGAUUGAUCUCACGCAAAGGCUGAAAAAACUUUAUGAAGAGGUUGAAAUACACUCAAAAGCACACAUAAAAGAGAAAUUUUUAACAGAUCUACGUAAAGCAAGAGAAACCCUUACGGGUGAAGAGCUUGCAAGAGCCAUCACUAAUAUGCAAAAGAGAUUGGAUGAUCCAAAUGUUUUAUGUGGGGAAGUUGUUUUGAGUCUUCUAAUUUCUUUUCGAGAUAUACAGGACUAUGAUGCAAUGGUUCAACUUGUUGAUGAUUUGAGAACAGUACCAAACCAUAAAAGUGCAAUAAAUACACCGUUUAUUCGAUAUCAUUAUGCAUUUGCCUUAAAUCGUAGACAUAAAGAAGGCGAUCGAGAAAGAGCGUUAAAAGUAAUUGAAGAAGCAUUGAAGAAAAAAGAAAAUCAUGUUCCUGAUAUGUUAGGUUUGUGUGGUAGAAUUUAUAAAGACAUGUUUGUUGAAAGUGGGCAUACUGAUCUAGAGAGUCUGAAAAAUGCAAUAAAUUGGUACAGAAAAGGUUUUGAGGUUCAGCCCAAUGAGUUUGCUGGUAUCAACUUGGCUACUCUGCUAGUCGUGGCUGGUAAUGAAUUCUCAAAGAGCGAAGAGCUUCAGCAUAUUGCUAUGGUACUCAAUAAUUUGAUAGGAAAAAAAGGCAGUCUAUCGAGUUUGAAAGAUUACUGGGAUGUAGCUACAUUUUUCGAGAUUAGUGUUCUUGCGGAAGAUUACUCAAAAGCUAUAAAAGCUGCAGAAUGCAUGUUUAAAUUAAAACCUCCAGAUUGGUACCUUAAGUCCACAAUAGGAAACAUCACUCUCAUAGACAAAUUUCGUAAAAAAAGUGAUGAAACCGAAAUUUCUCCAGAAGAGCAGAUUUUCAGUUUCUGGAUGGAAUAUUUUAUUGAAGCCACAAAGUCAGAAGUUGGAGAUAGUAUUCGAUUUCCAAUUUUAGUGUUGGAACCAACAAAAAUUUAUAUGCCAAGCUAUGUGAUAGUGAAUCUUGGAGCUGACGAAAAGUCCAUCCAAAUUUCUAACUUGUGCCUUGAAAGUAUAAAACACAAUUGCAAACAGGUCCACGAUUGGUUAUUUACUGCCAAUAUGUUGCGAAGCGUUAGCCUGUAUAAAAGGGAUGAACGGUGCCUUUUUUUGUACGUUCACGAGAAUUCUGAUGAUUUUCAAAUAUAUUUACCCUCUGUACACUGUAGACAAAGAUUGUACGAUCUCGUUUUGGAAAUGACGAGAGAUCAGGAAGGAAUGGUUACGGAUUUGGACGCUUAUAUGGCUGAUGAUUCAUCGAAAAUCAAGUUCGAGUAUGACUUGGACGACCAGAAUAAACGCGUUAUUCUCGGUAGAGGAACGUAUGGCGUCGUUUACGCCGCACGCGAUUUGAGCACGCAAGUUAAAAUCGCCGUUAAAGAAAUUCGAGAAAGAAACCUAGGCGACGUGCAGCCAUUGCACGAGGAGAUUAGGUUACACAGUCAACUUCGGCAUAGAAACAUUGUUCAGUACCUGGGUUCCGUGAGCGAAGAUGGAUUCUUCAAAAUUUUUAUGGAGCAGGUUCCUGGAGGAAGUUUAUCGGCGCUGCUGAAAUCGAAAUGGGGCCCUCUAAAACGGAACGAAUCGACAAUUGCUCUCUACACGAAGCAAAUGCUAGAGGGAUUGAAAUACUUGCAUGAUCAGAAAAUCGUUCAUAGAGAUAUCAAAGGUGACAACGUUUUGGUGAACACCUACAGCGGAAUAGUCAAAAUCUCCGAUUUCGGUAUGUCGAAGAGAUUGGCUGGUCUAUGUCCAAGCACGGAAACGUUUGCUGGAACAUUGCAAUACAUGGCUCCGGAGGUUAUCGAUAAAGGUCAACGCGGUUAUGGAGCACCGGCUGAUAUUUGGUCUCUUGGCUGCACCAUAGUCGAAAUGGCAACCGGCAAGCCUCCGUUCAUCGAGUUGGGGUCUCCUCAAGCGGCCGUUUUCAAGGUUGGCUUCUACAAAAAACAUCCAGAAAUACCACCCGAGUUAUCAGAAAAAGCUAAAAAUUUCAUACUGCGCUGCUUCGAAGUCAAUGCCGACACCAGAGCAACCGCCGCCGAAUUGUUGGAAGAUCCCUUUAUCAUAGAGAAAAAGAAGACACUCCGCUUGGUUGCCCCUCCAGACUUCAGUCGUAGUAUAUCAGUGCCCGCCGAGAGGGCGGACAAAAUGAUGAUUAGCGACAAAACCAACAACAACAUCGUCUCACAAUCCCCCAUGCACGCGUCGCAAUCGGACGACAGCGUCGUACAUAAUGGAGAACUGCCGAAAUCACGUCGAUUGAGGGAACGCAGUCCAGCGCAUCUUCUUUCCCCAAUCAGCAUGCCGGCUGCAAGUCUUUCGUACAACAGCUGCAGCACGAUCGGCACGACACCCUCGAUCGAGGCGAGCGAGCCCGAGGUUGCUGGGAACUCCAUGACGAGGAGGAGCUCAUCGGGCGGUCUGCUGUCGCCGGACGUAGAACUAACAGCAGGUCAGCUGGCUCAGAAAAGUGGCGAUGAAGAGGGAGGCUUUUACUUGCUGAAGAAGGAUAGCCAGCGUCGAAUGACUCUCACGCGGGUUCUAAGUCAAGACGAAGCGAAAAUUUGCUCUCUCUGGAUGCAGAGCAUCCAAUCAGACGUUGGUCAGAAGACUGUAUUACAAAUGAACCACCUGGAAACGCUGACGAGGGCACUGAAGGAUUACAUAUCCACUCAGAACCAAGAAGCGAUCACGAUAGCCAUUGGUAAAUUGAAGGAAGAGCUGGACUUUGACUCGACUGCCAUCAAUCAGAUACAGUUGGCAAUUUACUUAUUCCAAACAGCCGUAAACGAGGUUCUUAGAAUGCACAGCAUAAAGCCUCACUGGAUGUUUGCCCUGGACAAUCUCGUGCGAACUGCCGUACAAGCGGCAAUCACAGUGCUAUCACCAGAAUUGGGAGCUAAUUUACUCGGACAAGAGAGAGCCCAGUCGACUACCGAGGGCGUAGAAGAGGGUUCAACUUCUGGAGUCUCCACGGUCAAUUCCAUAAAAUCACAUAAAACGAGCGAUUCCGCUGAGCACAAUAAGUUCUGGCACGAGUAUCGAGAUCAGAUGGGCUCCAUCAAGGUGGAGAACAUGAAACUACUGCACGAAUUGUUGGAGAGCCAGAAGGCUUACCAGAGUUUACUGUGUCAAGCACUGGACGAGCAAAAAGCGCAAUUGGGAGCUCUGACCGAGUUGUGUGAAAGUAUCGAUAAAAAGAUACGAAGAAGGAAUCUUGGGAUACCGCAAAUAAGUAUUACGGAUCGCGAUGAUGAACCAACGGCUGACGAACAAUUAAUAAAGUGGCUACAAAGCUUGAAUAUAGAUGGCAAUACCAUCGAAAGGUUUGUCUCUGAGCAGUAUACUCUGGAAGACAUCUUGGUUUACGUUACGCGAGAUGAUCUACGUAGAUUAAAUUUGAAGGGUGGAAUCGAACUGAGGAUAUGGAAAGCCAUACUCGCGCAUCGGCGAGAUGCGCCAACAAAUUGAGAAAAAGGAGUAAUAAUUUAACAAUAAAAGUACUAAUUUACCGUACUGACAUACUAACUCAUAUAGUGAUCAUGUAAACGAGAUUUGACGUAGUCGUCAGACUAUCGAAUCACGCACAAUCAAAAAAUAACCAUUUCUUUUAUAAGAAAGUGCCUUAACCAGUGAAAAGUGAAAGGUCCGUAUGUUAAUUAAUCGCAGCUGUUGAAUUUGUGUAGUCAUAGAGUUCUUGUUGAACAGUUUUAUUUUUUAUACCAAUCUAUAUGUAUACAUCAGCAAUUUUAAAGUGCGUCUUCCAUUGAUGUCAAAUAUGAAACAGAACCGAAUUUAUCAGAUGUUAAAACGAAUGAUAAUUAUUUAAUUGUAUAUAUGUGUAAGAGGAUUGUUGAUAGAGGCACUGAGGAUGAUAUAAUCAUGUUCUUUCAGUUUGUACAGUAUUGCGAAUCAGAUUUCGCAUAAAUUGUUGUUUUAAAAUCAUGCAGAGCAGAAAAAAUUGUUUUUAAUCAGAUAUCCAAUAUCUGCGAGAAUAUUCAGAUGAUAUAUUUAUACAUAAAUUUUGAUAAAACAUUAUUUAUUAGCCAGAGAUAUUAUUAAACAAUAAAAUGUUUAACUUUUAAAAGAAUCUUCAGCAACUUUUGUAAUAUCAUAGGAUAAUAUUUUCAUACGAACGCUGAAAAUGCGAUCCCACCGUCCUAAAAAAAUGUAUACAUCAAUAUGUAAAUUUAUAUUAAGUAAUGUUUACCUUUAGAGACUGACCAAAUAGCAAAGUUGCACUAAAACAACGCCCAGUCGCACAUAAUAAUAGGGAAUCCGAUUUCUCUAACAGAAAAAAGAAAACUGAAACGCUUUAACUAAGCAGUUUUUUAAACUUUCAAUAGGAUCAGGUAUUGUUAACAAUCUUUAAUUCGCUGAAAAAUACUCUAUGCUAAAAAUCUAAAAUUAAAAAAUGUCUAAUGUAAAAUCCCCUGAAUUCGAUUGCCAAGCAAUAAAGAAUAUCGAG
Messenger RNA from Nasonia vitripennis (jewel wasp), 5336 nucleotides. It is a transcript of the gene Ask1, whose product is annotated as mitogen-activated protein kinase kinase kinase 15. NCBI's taxonomy places the organism in Eukaryota, Metazoa, Arthropoda, Insecta, Hymenoptera, Pteromalidae. Gene Ontology annotation, biological process: MAPK cascade; protein phosphorylation. Gene Ontology annotation, molecular function: protein binding; protein kinase activity; ATP binding. The transcript is spliced from 21 exons. The record is from RefSeq and is a predicted model, not a curated record. The coding region runs from base 257 to 4339 and encodes 1360 amino acids.